AUGGCGAAAAUACCAAUUAUGCUACAACUGAAUGGGAAUUGGGAUAGCUGUGGGAGAUUUAGAGAAUUUCAGGUCGAUGGCAUUGUAGUCGAUGAGAAUGCGAGUUAUAGUCUACUGAUUUCUACAAUAGCACAGCAAUUAAUGAUUGAUACAUCCAAAAAAAUUAUAGAAAUCAAAUACAUUCUCAACGAGCAUUGUCCUCCAAUGGAAAUUAGUAACGAUAUGGAUGUUCGUGUAUACAUGGAGACGAAAAAGGAAAACAAAAACUUAGGAUCAUAUUCGCUAUGUAUAACUGUUCACGAUUUCAAUAUGGAAUUAAGUAUCACCAAUGAGAACACAGCUGCAGAGAAGACUUAUCCGGGGUCUAUAGUUAAAUUGAAGAAGACAGACGAUGACUGCUUCUUGUAUGUAUUUGUUGCGAUUUGUACGUCAAUCAGUGGUUGGGAAUAUUGUAGGCCAGUUGUAGUAGUUGAUGAGACCUUUUCAAAGUCAUCAUACAAGGGAAUAAUUCUAACAGCCAGUACAAUGGAUGCAGCAGGUACCAUAUUAUCAUUGGCAUAUAUUGUUGUUGAUUCAGAGAAUGACACAUCAUGGAAGUGGUUUUUUGAGCAAUUCAAACUCGCGUAUGGUGAAAGACCAAAUAUGUGUGUUGUUUCGGAUCGGAAUGAGAGUAUCUUGAAGGCAACAUCUAUUGUUUAUCCUGGCAUGCCAAAUUAUUCUUGCAUGUGGCAUAUUUGGACAAAUAUACGGGCAAAGUUCAAGAAGGGACAUCUUAAGUUAAGUGAAUUAUACUUUGUCACGGCACGGUCAUACACACUUGAUGAAUUUAAUGAAAGGAUGUCAAAGAUUGAGAAGAUUGACCCCCAUGUUAAAGCAUACUUAUACUAUAUUGGCUAUCAUAGAUGGUCUCGAGUACAUGCUACGGUGAACAGAACUUGGACUAUGACAUCAAACAUUGAAAAGUCGUUGAAUGCUAUAACAAAAUAUGCAAGAGAGCUGCCGAUAGUAGAACUAUUAGAGUAUAUGAGGACCCUUCUUGAACAUUGGACAAAAGAAAAGUUAUUGAAAGCAAAGGGUACAUUCACAUACCUUGGGUACAAAUUUAACAAAGAGUUGGAUGAUAACAGAACAUUGUCGCACAAGCUUAGAGUGAGGGCUUCAAUAGACUACAUCCAUACAAUAAUAGAUGGUAUGAAGCGCUAUAUUGUUUGUCUUGAAAAUAAGAGAUGUAGUUGUGGGCAAUUCCAGCUUGAUGAACUACCUUGUCCACAUGCUUUGGCUGCUUUAAGACACAGGGAUGAGUCUUUUGAACAAUAUUGUUCUCCUUAUUACACAAGGGUGAACCUCUUGCGUACUUAUAAAAUACCAGUAAAUCCUCUGUCUGAUGAAAGCAAAUGGAAUGUGCCAGAACAUAUAACUGAAGAAGUAGUAAAUCCACCUAAAGGAGGGAAAAGGCAGUCAGGAAGACCUCAAAAUGAAAGAUACAAAACAUAUGAUGAAAUAAAUUCAAAGAAGUACAAGUUCUGGAUAACAGAUUUUGAUGUGUAA
This is a messenger RNA of Nicotiana tabacum (common tobacco), 1548 nucleotides long. RefSeq names its product protein FAR1-RELATED SEQUENCE 5-like. NCBI's taxonomy places the organism in Eukaryota, Viridiplantae, Streptophyta, Magnoliopsida, Solanales, Solanaceae. The record is from RefSeq and is a predicted model, not a curated record. Gene Ontology annotation, molecular function: zinc ion binding.